Messenger RNA from Penicillium macrosclerotiorum, 1425 nucleotides. RefSeq names its product BUD22 family protein. The record is from RefSeq and is a predicted model, not a curated record. The transcript is spliced from 2 exons. NCBI's taxonomy places the organism in Eukaryota, Fungi, Ascomycota, Eurotiomycetes, Eurotiales, Aspergillaceae. The annotation marks the transcript as partial. Gene Ontology annotation, biological process: maturation of SSU-rRNA. Gene Ontology annotation, cellular component: nucleus; 90S preribosome.
AUUGAUUUUACGCUUCCAUCUAUCACCAUGCCUAAACGAAAGCUCUCCGAGCUGAACGUCCCCGCUCGAUCUGACACUCGCAAACUCUCGAUAAAGGCUGUCCGCCUUACAACCAAAUUCGACCAUGGCGUAUUACUUAUUUCCCGAGGCCUUAAGACAGCCCGUGGCUUCGAGAGGCAAAAAUUGAGUCGGCGAGAAAAGACCGCAAAGUCCGACUUUAACAGACCGACCCUGGCCCGACUAGCGGAGGAAGUGGAAGCAUUGAAGGCCCUUGACUACCAAGUCACCGCCGAACGAUAUCUCUUCAAGCAACUAUCCAAAACGAAGCGGAUUGCGGAGACCGCGACCUUCAAGGAAUUCUCAGAGGCAAAGAAUGUCUCCACGGAGGGACCUAAGAGCAGUGCGGAGUCGAAUGUCUUGGGUCGAUUGUUCAAAUCUACACCCGUGAAGAAUGUGAUGCCUGAUAUUUUGGAUGGCAUUCGCAAGUUGCUGGGCGUUGAAGAUGCGCCGGCUGGCAAGUCGGGCAAGGCUGGAGCCAAGAGCGAUGCCGCUAAGAAAGAGAAAUCAACACAAGCGAAGAAGUCUGAGUCUAUUUUUGGCUCCGAAGAUGAGAAGCUGUCAAUAAAGGCGCAAAGGAAGGAGAAUACCGAGCUGGACUCAGACUCCGACGAAGAUAUGAAUGUUUCUGCAGAGGAAAUGGACUUUGAUAGCGACGAUUUGGCACAGUUUGACUCCCGUCUUGCGCCAGGGUCUGACGUUGAAGAAUCAGCUGAUGACGAAGAAAUGGCUGAUCUCGGCGGGAAGAACACCGUCGAUUUGGAUGACAUUUCAGACUCAGCGUCAGGCGGCUCUCCUGACAUUUCAGAGGACGAACAGGACGAGGAAGAAGAAGAGGAGGAGGAAGAACAGAACUCUCCACCGCCGAAAAAAUCCAAGGGCUCAAAAGCUUCUGCUGCUCCCGCACAAAGCACAACCUUCCUCCCAUCUCUAAUGAUGGGUGGUUACUGGUCCGGCUCAGAAGAGGCUUCGGAUGACGAGCAAGCUGCUGGCCCACCCAAACGCAAGAAUCGAAUGGGCCAGCAAGCCCGGCGAGCGUUAUGGGAGAAGAAGUAUGGCGCCCAAGCGAAGCAUAUUCAAGAAGAGCAGAAGAAGCAGAAACGCAGCAGAGACAACGGCUGGGACACUCGAAAGGGAGCAACAGAUGGCAGCGCGCGAGGGGGCCGAGCAGGCCAAGGAGGCAGCCGAGGUCGUGGCGGCUUUGGUGGUAAUGCUGGCCGGUAUAAUCAACACAGUAGCCAUGAUGGCAAGCCGAAGGGUCCGCCCAAAGACCAGGGACCGCUGCAUCCUUCGUGGGAAGCGAAGCGUAAGCUCAAGGAACAGGCCACUACUGCUACAUUCCAAGGCAAGAAGGUUGUUUUCGAUUAG